AUGGAGAAUUGCUACUGCAAGCAGAGCUGCAAACAGGACCUGUUCGAGGUGACCUUCUCGGCGAGUAAAUGGCCGUCAGGUGCCACUGACCUUGGCGACUGUGAGGGGAUGAGCACGGCAGAAUGUGAGGAUUAUUAUCGACUGAAUGCGGCCAUGAUUGAAAUCUUCUACGAGCAGCUCAACUACGAGUUUCUGCAGGAAACCGAGGCGUACGGUAUGGUCAACCUCAUCGCCGAUUUUGGAGGUCAUCUCGGACUCUGGAUGGGCUUCUCCGUGAUCACCGUCAUCGAAUUCAUCGUGCUGGUGGGCGAGCUGGGCAUGACGUGCUUCAGGAAAAAGGAGAUCGAGCCGGGCAAUGAGGACCGGCUUCACCCCAUCGAACAGGGCAAAAUCAACCCGAAUGAGACGGAGAAGGAGCCGCUGUCUGCAAAA
Mesorhabditis spiculigera is the source of this 432-nucleotide messenger RNA. The record is from the annotation of a GenBank genome assembly. Lineage: Eukaryota; Metazoa; Nematoda; Chromadorea; Rhabditida; Rhabditidae.